UCCAGGCUCAACUUCUCUGCUGAGGGAGACGGAAGUCGUCCCAGCUGCUGCGCCUCGGACUUCCCUGUAGGGAGAGUGUGGGCAAGCUUGGCAGCCACACCAUGGAUACAGUUGGGAAGACAGUAAUAUUGAAGUACAUUGUCAAAGUUCUGGAAGACAUGAAAGGCAUGAAAGAAGUCAUACUGGAGAGAAACCUUCUGUAUAUACUCAGUGUGUUGAAACCUUUGCACAUCAUGGUAAUCUCCAAAUACAUAAAAGAAUACAUACUGAAGAGAGACCCUCUGAAUAUAAUCAGUGUGGUAAAGCCUUUGUAUGUGAAAAUAAUCUCCGAAUACAUAAAAGAACACAUAUUGGAGAGAAACCCUAUGAAUGUAAUCAGUGCGGUAAAGCCUUUAUACAUCAACAUACUCUUCAAAUGCAUGAAAGAGCACAUACUGGAGAGAAACCCUAUGAAUGUAAUCAGUGUGGUAAAGCCUUUGUAUGUCACAAUUAUCUUCAAAGGCAUGAAAGAACACAUACUGGAGAGAAGCCCUAUGAAUGUAAUCAAUGUGGUAAAGUUUUUACACAUCACAGGCAACUUCAAAUGCAUAAAAGAACACAUACUGGAGAGAAACCCUAUGAAUGUAAUCAAUGUGGUAAAGCCUUUGCUCAUCACUCUAAUCUUCAAAGGCAUAAAAGAACACACACUGGAGAGAAACCCUAUGAAUGUAAUCAGUGUGGUAAAGCCUUUGCUCAUCACUGUAAUCUUCAAAGACAUAAAAGAAUACAUACUGGAGAGAAACCCUAUGAAUGUAAUCAGUGUGGUAAAGCCUUUGUUCAAUACAGUGCUCUUCACAUGCAUAAAACAACACAUACUGGAGAGAAACCCUAUGAAUGUAAUCAAUGUGGUAAAGCCUUUGCACGUCAUGGUACUCUUCACAUGCAUAAAAGAACACAUACUGGAGAGAAACCCUAUGAAUGUAAUCAAUGUGGUAAAGCCUUUGCACAUCAUAGUCAUCUUCAAAUGCAUAAAAGAACACACACUGGAGAGAAACCCUAUGAAUGUAAUCAAUGUGGUAAAGCCUUUGCUCAUCACUGUAAUCUUCAAAAGCAUAAAAGAACACAUACUGGAGAGAAACCCUAUGAAUGCAAUCUGUGUGGUAAAGCCUUUGCACAACACAGUACUCUUCAAGUGCAUAAAAGAACACAUACUGGAGAGAAACCCUAUGAAUGUAAUCAGUGUGGUAAAGCCUUUGUUCAUCACAAUACUCUUCACAUGCAUAAAAGAACACAUACUGGAGAGAAACCCUAUGAAUGCAAUCAAUGUGGUAGAGCCUUUGCAUGUGUCAGUAGUCUUCGAAAUCAUGAGAAAAAAUCAUACUGCAGAGAAACCCUAUAAAUUUAGUCAGUGUAGUAAAGUUUUGCACUUUAUAUAGGAGUAAAACUUUUAGUGUGCAAUCAUUCUGUUAAAUUCUUUGCAUAUUACAAUAGUCUUUGAGUACCUGAAAAAAAUCCUGAGGGCUUAUUAUUAUAAAGUAUUUUGUAAGAUAUUUAUCCAACACAGUUGCAUUCAGUUACACUAGAGUGUUUAUUCUAUAGAAGAAAAUUUGACAAUGUCAAUAUCUGUUCAAGCAUUAUGAUGUCCAUUUUUUAUAUUGUUUGUACCUACAAACUCAGAGAAA
Peromyscus maniculatus bairdii (prairie deer mouse) is the source of this 1661-nucleotide messenger RNA. RefSeq lists its product as uncharacterized. NCBI's taxonomy places the organism in Eukaryota, Metazoa, Chordata, Mammalia, Rodentia, Cricetidae. The record is from RefSeq and is a predicted model, not a curated record.